UGGUGAAUGAGUCGCGGAGCGUGAAUAUGAUUGAGUAGCCGUCGCGUAGGCGGGCAGAAUAGCACGUUCGGUUGUGGAACCGAGGCCGGUACUAAGCAUUUCGGCACGUUGUGAAGCCGUUAGCGUUCAGGCAGCCGCUGCUGUGACUCUUAGACACUUCCUGUUUGUAAAGCGCAGUUUUGCCCAAAAUAAUUCACCAGGCGAGAUUUCAAGUUGACCAAAGAAAUGGUGAUGGAGAAGCCAAGUGCCCAGCUGGUCGGGCGAGAGUUUGUCCGACAGUAUUACACACUCCUGAACCAGGCCCCCGACUACCUGCACAGGUUUUAUGGAAAGAACUCAUCCUACGUUCACGGUGGCCUGGACAGCAACGGCAAACCGGCGGAGGCCGUUUACGGACAAUCUGAGAUCCAUAAGAGGGUGAUGGCUCUGAGCUUCCGAGAUUGUCACACCAAGAUCAGACACGUGGACGCUCACGCCACCCUGAAUGAGGGCGUGGUGGUGCAGGUGAUGGGCGAGCUGUCCAACAACAUGCAGCCCAUGAGGAAAUUCAUGCAGACCUUCGUGCUGGCGCCCGAGGGAACCGUUGCAAACAAAUUCUACGUCCACAACGACGUGUUCCGUUACCAGGACGAAGUGUUCGGCGACUCCGACUCUGAGCCGCCUGAGGAGUCCGAGGACGAGGUGGAGGAGCUGGAGGAGAGGGUUCCCUCCCCUGACGUGGCUCCCGAGGAGUCGGCUCCUUUCUACGACCCAGCAGCUUGUUCAGAGCCAGCCGUUCCUGGUGACGAGGAGGAAGCGGUGGCGGCAAGCCCAGAGCCAGAGCAGGAAGCAGAGAAGGAGGCCGAGGCAGUGGCGGUGGAGCUGAAGCUCGAGACGAAGCCGGACACGCAGACAGACGUGCACACAGGUGACGAGCAGACAGAGAAAAGCCCUGCCACCGCCACACCAUCCGCUACAGAAGCUGUCGCUGCACCUGCCGAGCCCGCCCCCGCCGCCCCGGAGGAAAACAGGCCGUUCUCCUGGGCGUUGGUCACCAGUAAGAACCUCCCUCCCAGCGGGGCUGUCCCUGUCUCAGGAAUCCCUCCCCAUGUCGUCAAAGUCACCCCCACAGCACCGCCCAGAGCUGAAGUGAAGUCAGAGUCCCAGACACCAGCACAGAGACCACAGAGAGACCAGAGGUCAAGGGAACAGAGGCCGGGAGGUCCUCCGCCCACUCACAGAGGCCCCAGACCAGCUCGAGAAGGAGAGCAGGGUGAGUCGGAGGGGCGCCGGGUGGUCCGGUAUCCCGACGCACACCAACUCUUUGUGGGGAAUGUGCCUCACGACGUGGACAAGAACGAACUGAAGGAGUUCUUUGAGCAGUACGGGACGGUCCUGGAGCUCAGGAUCAACAGCGGAGGGAAGCUUCCAAACUUUGGCUUUGUGGUGUUUGACGACUCUGAGCCCGUCCAGAAGAUUCUCAGUAACAGGCCCAUCAAGUUCCGAGGCGACGUACGCCUGAAUGUGGAGGAGAAGAAAACCCGGUCAGCCAGAGAGGGCGACAGGCGGGACGCCAGGCCUCGGGGCCCCGGCGGCCCCGGCGGGCCCAGAGAGCGGGUUGGGGGCAGCGGGGGACCCCGGGGCCCCUCUGCCCGCGGAGGCACGUCACAGAAACCCAGCUUUGGCUCCGGACGGGGCGCCGGACCCAGCGAGGGACGCUACCCUGCCCCCCGCCAGUGAGGCUCCCGGCCUCUGAACCUGAGUUCAUUACUGUCAUUUACCUGAGCAGGUGUGUGCCUGCCGCAGCAGGAGCUGAUUGGACACGGCCAAAUUCUCUGCUCCGCUCCUGGGAAGGAAAAGCGAGGAACUCUGUGCGGUCGUGGUUCCUCGUCAUUUCCCUCCUGGUGCAUGAGCGUCAAAACAGGUUUCAGUAAUAAACGCAGGUUUAGUCAAGAGCUCUGCCCGCUCCUUCCUGCUGAUUUCAGCAGCAUGUGUCUCUCCUGAAGAUGGCUGCCUCUUCCUCCUCCCCGGAUGCCCUCCACUCCAGCCUCCUCCUCCCCCUCACCUCCUGAUUUGAGGACGUCGCACUCAUUUCUCCCAUCGUCUCCUCCUCCUCUUCUUCUUUGAACUCCACCAACACGUAUUAUUUGGACUCUUGUUGUUUUUCAUGCUGAACUUGAAUUUAUUAAACAAAUCAAAACAUGCAAACACAUAAAAAAGGGUAAAUACUACUUGAAUUGGGGAUAAUGAACCCAGAGGUUAGGUGUUGUUUUUCGCGUUCUCUCCCUGUUUCUUAAAGGAACGUGUACUUUACUGCUUGGGCAAUCCUGUGUAUUGCUGCCACCAUUGUAUCUAGCGAUGGAUCUGUCUUAUUUUUUUUCUAUCAGGUCAAGAGCUGAACUAUAGUGGUUUUAUUUGAGUAAUAAUAAUGUUGGCUUGUAAUAUGUGGAUUGACAGACGUGUCUGAAUGGAGCAUGUUUCCAAACCCGUUGUUAGGCUUCUACCGAUGCACUUCAUUUGUCAUGUUUAAAGCGAGCUCACCGGCCAACGAGAGAACUAAAUUAAAGUGAGUUACUGUUUUGAA
Pundamilia nyererei is the source of this 2563-nucleotide messenger RNA. It is a transcript of the gene g3bp1, whose product is annotated as GTPase activating protein (SH3 domain) binding protein 1. Gene Ontology annotation, cellular component: ribonucleoprotein complex; cytosol. The transcript has 12 exons. Gene Ontology annotation, molecular function: mRNA binding. NCBI's taxonomy places the organism in Eukaryota, Metazoa, Chordata, Actinopteri, Cichliformes, Cichlidae. The record is from RefSeq and is a predicted model, not a curated record. The coding region runs from base 226 to 1719 and encodes 497 amino acids.